AUGUCUAAUCAAUUCGAGCCGCUACAAAACGAUUUGCUUCUCAGAGCCGCAAGGGGAGAGAGAGUUGAGAGGCCGCCGAUAUGGAUUAUGCGGCAGGCUGGUAGAUAUCUUCCAGAAUAUCAUGAGGCGAAAGGAAACCGAGAUUUCUUCGAAUGCUGUCGUGAUCCGGAGGUUGCAUCGACUCUCACCUUACAGCCCAUCGAACGCUAUGCCGGCCUCAUUGACGCUGCAAUCAUUUUCUCCGAUAUCCUGGUCAUACCACAGGCGAUGGGAAUGACAGUGGAGAUGGUGGAUAAAAAGGGCCCCAGCUUUCCCGAACCAUUGAAGUCUCCUGAUGAUGGCCAGUAUGAAAAGGUUAUUGCAAGAAGGGUAAAUGUCAAAGAAGAGUUGGAUUAUGUCUACAAAGCUAUCACAGUCACAAGGCAGAAACUUAAGGGAAGAGUGCCAUUGAUUGGUUUCUGUGGGGCUCCAUGGACACUGUUGUGUUAUAUGGUUGAGGGCGGAGGCAGCAAGAUGUUUAUUCAGACGAAAACUUGGAUAUACAAAUACCCGGAAGCAUCAAAGGCAUUAUUGCAAAAGAUUGCCGAUAUCUGUGUGGAAUAUUUGGCUCUGCAGGUUGUUGCUGGCGCACAGUUGGUUCAAGUAUUCGAUUCAUGGGCUGGAGAGCUCUCCCCAGUUUCCUUUUCUGAAUUCGCUCUGCCGUAUUUACGAUACAUUGCCACCAAUUUACCGAAGAGGACAGUCGAACUAGGCUAUGAGCCAGUUCCUAUGACAGUUUUUGCCAAGGGUGCAUGGUAUGCCUUGGAUGACUUGUGUCAGUCGGGGUAUAAUGUGGUGGGACUAGAUUGGCUUCAUGAUCCUGCUCUAGCAUACAAAAUCGCGAAUGGCCGCGUUACUCUUCAAGGAAAUGCGGAUCCCGGCUGUCUAUACGGCACCAGAGAAGCUAUUACAGCUGUGGUGAAAAACAUGGUAAAGGGUUUCGGAGGCGGCAAUCAGAAAUGGAUAGUCAACUUGGGGCAUGGCGUGACUCCAUUCGUUGAUCCUGAAAAUCUGAAAUUCUUUUUCCAGGAAAUUCACCGGCUGACAUCAGCUUGA
Ophidiomyces ophidiicola is the source of this 1095-nucleotide messenger RNA. RefSeq names its product Uroporphyrinogen decarboxylase in heme biosynthesis (gene HEM12). The record is from RefSeq and is a predicted model, not a curated record. Gene Ontology annotation, cellular component: cytosol. Bases 1 to 1095 code for a protein of 364 amino acids. Gene Ontology annotation, biological process: heme biosynthetic process. The transcript has 4 exons. NCBI's taxonomy places the organism in Eukaryota, Fungi, Ascomycota, Eurotiomycetes, Onygenales, Onygenaceae. Gene Ontology annotation, molecular function: uroporphyrinogen decarboxylase activity.